This is a messenger RNA of Nycticebus coucang (slow loris), 5529 nucleotides long. RefSeq names its product leucine rich repeat containing 4B (gene LRRC4B). The transcript has 3 exons. Gene Ontology annotation, molecular function: protein binding. The coding region runs from base 720 to 2861 and encodes 713 amino acids. NCBI's taxonomy places the organism in Eukaryota, Metazoa, Chordata, Mammalia, Primates, Lorisidae. Gene Ontology annotation, cellular component: plasma membrane. The record is from RefSeq and is a predicted model, not a curated record.
GGGCGGGGAGGGAGGGAGCUGAGGCACAGCUUGGCUCUGCACUGCCGUGUGACUAGAAAUUGUAAUCGCUGAGAAAGAGAGAGACAGAGCCCAGUGACAGAGAGCAAGACAGACGGACAGAUAGACAGAGAAUUCGACUGAGCUGGGCUCCCAAGAUGAGAGCGUGAUAGGGAUAGAGCCAGAGGGGGGAAUAAAUGGAAGAGAAGGAGAGAGGGGGCCUGGCGGUCCCAGGGGAGGCGAGAUUGUGAAGGGGAGUCUGAGGAGGGUGUCGGGGCCAGGGGAGGUGGACAGGGACCAGAGGCCAAGACUGAGAGGCAGAGGACUAAGAGGAGCAAGGAGAAAGGGGCCGGGGGUCGGUGGGUGGAGAGAGAGGAGGCUGUUGGUGGGGAGAGUGGAGGUAGAGGUGGGGGAGUGGGGGUGGAAGGAGACAGGAGGAGGCAAUUAGGGAGGGGAGGAGGAGAGGACUGCUGCAGUGGCCAAAGGACAGCCUCCCCAGGGGGUGGGGAGGGCGACAGGCCAGGAGGGGGGGGCGCAGGGAGACCCAAGAAGCCCCUGCGCCCCCCCCAGCACGAUCUCAACGGGGAGCCCUGGAGAACUGGGGAGGCAGAGACCCUUCUGGCUGCAGGCAUGUGGAGGGGGGGGCCUGGGCACAGGGAGAGGCCCAGCGGAAGCCAAGCCACCAGGCCCCCCAGCGUCCACGCGGAGCAUGAACAUUGAGGAUGGCGCGUGCCCGUGGCUCCCUGUGCCCUCCACUGCCGCCCGGUAGGAUGUCCUGGCCCCACGGGGCGCUGCUUUUCCUCUGGCUCUUCUCCCCACCCCUGGGGGCCGGCGGAGGUGGUGUGGCAGUGACAUCUGCCGCCGGAGGGGGCUCCCCACCAGCCACCUCCUGCCCCGCAGCCUGCUCCUGCAGCAACCAGGCCAGCCGGGUGAUCUGCACACGGAGAGAGCUGGCUGAAGUCCCGGCCAGCAUUCCGGUCAACACACGGUAUCUGAACUUGCAGGAGAAUGGCAUCCAGGUGAUCCGGACAGACACCUUCAAGCAUCUGCGGCACCUGGAGAUCCUGCAACUGAGCAAGAACCUGGUGCGCAAGAUCGAGGUGGGCGCCUUCAACGGGCUGCCCAGCCUCAACACGCUGGAGCUGUUCGACAACCGGCUGACGACGGUGCCCACGCAGGCCUUCGAGUACCUGUCCAAGCUGCGGGAGCUCUGGCUGCGCAACAACCCUAUCGAGAGCAUCCCCUCCUACGCCUUCAACCGGGUCCCCUCGCUGCGGCGUCUGGACCUGGGGGAACUCAAGCGGCUGGAAUACAUCUCGGAGGCGGCCUUCGAGGGGCUGGUCAACCUGCGCUACCUCAACCUGGGCAUGUGCAACCUCAAGGACAUCCCCAACCUGACAGCCCUGGUGCGCCUGGAGGAGCUAGAGCUGUCGGGCAACCGGCUGGACCUGAUCCGCCCGGGCUCCUUCCAGGGCCUCACCAGCCUGCGCAAGCUGUGGCUCAUGCACGCCCAGGUGGCCACCAUCGAGCGCAAUGCCUUCGAUGACCUCAAGUCGCUGGAGGAGCUCAACCUGUCCCACAACAACCUGAUGUCGCUGCCCCACGACCUCUUCACACCCCUGCACCGCCUGGAGCGCGUCCACCUCAACCAUAACCCCUGGCACUGCAACUGCGAUGUGCUCUGGCUGAGCUGGUGGCUCAAGGAGACCGUGCCCAGCAACACAACAUGCUGUGCCCGCUGCCACGCACCUGCUGGCCUCAAGGGCCGCUACAUAGGUGAACUGGACCAGUCGCACUUCACUUGCUAUGCGCCUGUCAUUGUGGAGCCGCCCACGGACCUCAAUGUCACGGAGGGCAUGGCUGCUGAGCUCAAGUGCCGCACAGGCACCUCCAUGACCUCUGUCAACUGGCUGACACCCAACGGCACCCUCAUGACCCACGGCUCCUACCGUGUGCGCAUCUCUGUCCUGCAUGAUGGCACGCUCAACUUCACCAACGUCACCGUGCAGGACACGGGCCAAUACACAUGCAUGGUGACGAACUCGGCUGGCAACACCACCGCCUCAGCAACACUCAACGUCUCAGCUGUGGACCCUGUGGCGGCUGGGGGCUCCGGUGGCGGCGGGGGCGGCCCAGGGGGCGGCGGUGGUGUCGGAGGGGGCAGUGGUGGCUACACCUACUUCACCACGGUGACAGUGGAGACCCUGGAGACACAGCCUGGAGAGGAGGCCGUGCAGCCGCGGGGCACAGAGAAGGUACCGCCGGGGCCCACGACGGAUGGUGUCUGGGGUGGGGGCCGGCCUGGGGACGCCAUCGGCCCGGCCUCAUCAUCCACCACGGCACCUGCGCCUCGCUCCUCACGGCCCACAGAGAAGGCGUUCACGGUGCCCAUCACGGACGUGACAGAAAACGCCCUCAAGGACCUGGACGACGUCAUGAAGACCACCAAGAUUAUCAUCGGCUGCUUCGUGGCCAUCACAUUCAUGGCCGCCGUGAUGCUCGUGGCCUUCUACAAACUGCGCAAGCAGCACCAGCUCCACAAGCACCACGGGCCCACGCGCACUGUGGAGAUCAUCAACGUGGAGGACGAGCUGCCUGCUGCCUCCGCCGUGUCCGUGGCCGCGGCGGCUGCCGUGGCUGGUGGGGGCAGCGUAGGUGGGGACAGCCACCUUGCCCUGCCGGCCCUGGAGCGCGACCACCUCAACCACCACCACUACGUGGCGGCCGCCUUCAAGGCGCACUACAGCAGCAACCCCGGCGGUGGGGGCUGCGGGGGCAAGGGCCCUCCUGGCCUCAACUCCAUCCACGAACCUCUGCUCUUCAAGAGCGGCUCCAAGGAGAACGUGCAAGAGACGCAGAUAUGAGGCUGCCUGGGGCCCGGGGGAUCUGGCCAGGGUCUCGGAGACCCGCCACCCCGGUGCCUACCCGGGCACGCCGACUGGGACCCCUCCCCACGGCCCAGCCCACCCCGGGACCAAAUGGGAAAGGCAGGACAAGGCGGUGUCCAGCCCCACCCAGGGGUCAGACCCCAAUGAGGACAGGGCGGGGUUCCAGGAGUCCCUGGUUCUAGCCUCGCCCCCACCUAUCCUGGUGACGGCUGGGGGGACUCGGGAUUCAGGAGACGUGGCCCCAGCCCUCCGUGUUUCCACCGGGGUCUCCCGACCAACUGUCCCGCCCACCACCUUCGAGGGAAGAAAGGAGCUUUUUUGAGGGGUACCCUUUCCCCUUACCCCAACCACCCUCCUUUUACGGUUCAUUUUUUGCAGUUUGACGCCUGUCCCUCCUUCCCACCCCGAAACCGAAGAGACGAAGAGACGCGUCGCCCCAGCUCCAGCCCACGCUGAGCUCCGCCCCCGGCCUCCCGCUGGGGUACGCAGCCGGCCGCCCCGCCCCCACCACCCCACAGACUCUUUUGAUACAACCGAAGGGAGGUUUGCGUCAACGACUACCUGCUCUGUAAUUACUUUAAAAAAAAAAACACGGAAAAAGUAAAAAAAAAAUUUUUUUUUGGUCAUGAAAGCAUGGAGGAAAGAAAACAAAGUGAAUACGGGUGGGAAACAGAAGGAGAGGCUGGAAGACAGUCCUCACAGGCCCCAAAGACAGGACAGGCAUUUCUGGGCGGUCUUAGCUCCUAGGGAGGGGUCUGUUCUGGGACUUCCCCCUUAUGAAUUCCCUGUAUUUGUUGCUUCGGGUGGGGGCGCUCAGGACAGCAGAGAUCUGGGUCUGACCAUUCUGGAGGCCUCAAGUCCAAGUUCAAGGUGCAGCAAGGCCAUGCCCUCUCUGAAGCCUAGGGGGUAGGCCUGCCAGCUACAGGCACCUGGAUGGCCCUGGCUUGUGACAGCUUCAUUCUGUCCUUCCCUGGACCUUCUCCACGUGUCUUUACACCUCUUCCCUGUGUGUGUGUCCGUGUCCAACUUCCCCCUGUCACAAGGAUCCUAAUCAUUAUACUGGAUCAGGAGCACCCAGCCUAACCUUGACUUUAUUCUUGGCAAAUGCCCAUUCUGAGGUGCUGGAGACCAGGACUUCUGUGGAUCUGUUUCUGGGUAGCACGGUUCAACCCCAAACAGGCCCCAAACCAGAGAGUGUCUCCACCGCACUCCCACUAGAGGCUCCUCUGAUGUGGGUGUGCUGAGAGGGCAGCUGGAGCUGUAUCAGCCCCGUGCAAAAACAGGGACAGAGAGAAGCUGGGUAGGAGAGCAGUCAGGAGCCAGCAAGCAGCCUGGAGGAUAUGUCUCUGUGGGUUGAGGUGCCUGGGCCAGUGGGGGCUGCCAUCCUGCACUGUCUGGGAAAGCAAGGCCUCUGGACACAGAUGAAGUGGUUAUGGCACCUUCCUGUGCUGAGAAGAGGACACCAGGCAGACAGCCCUGAGGACAUGUGGGUCGCGGGGGAGAGGAGGGGAAGGGUUGGAUGCCAGUCUCAAUGCCCCUUCUCCCUUGUGUACAUGGCAGCUGUAGGCAUUGUGGGGACACUCAGGCCCCAGAGGAGUUGACAACAGACAGAAAGAAGGGGACAGAAAGUCCCUGCUCCCAACCUAUCUGCCCCAUGAGUGUCUGGACAGGAGUCCCUGUGCCUCUCAGCAUUUCUUCUGUCCCCCACCCGGGCUCCUGGCUCUUGAAGCAAAUUCCUCCCUUACCAGCAGUGGCAGCCUCCCGUGGCCUCUGGGUGACGUGUCUGGGGUCUGGCCCUCUCUAUCUUUGUCCAUCUCCUCUCAUGUGUUGCCCACCCUCCCCAUGCACCCUUUCAUGCUCUUUCUCUCCAGUCUCUUGCAGUGCGGAUCCUGGUUGCCAUGGAAACACUGCAGUGGGUACCAGGUGGUGGCUGGGGGCAGGGAACUGGCGCUGCCGCAGCCUUCGCCAUUUCUGAUGCCAGGCACCUGUGAGGCGCAGUGGCUGCGACUCAUUUUGGGGGCACUCGGACUCCCCAGGCCUCACAGGCUACUCUAUGGCUGAUGAGAGUUGGGGAGAGGAAGGAAGGACAUGAGAAUGACAAUACCACAUGUGGGAGGGGGUUAGUGGCAUCAUGGCUAAGGGGGAGAAUGAGAGGUGGGAUGAAGUCAAGGUGAACUGAAGGAUGAUCAGAGACAGAGGGUGGCAGGUUCUGGUUGGGAGCUGAGGGAUGUGAGAAGGGGACCCCCCUCUGGGAGGCUGGGGGGAUUGGACCCACUGAAGCAAGGGCACAGCUAAGACAAUCUAGAACUCCAGCUUCUGUUGCCUUCUGGAAGAGACAGGGGUAGGGGGUGGGGACCUCAGGGGGCUCAUCACUAGACAGAACCUCCUUCGGACCUUGACCAUUUGAGGACAAAAAUUAGGGGAAAGGAGGACCUGGGAGCAAGGGGACAGACAGAGCUCAGAGUCCCUGCCACCAUCCCCUCUUCCCAACCCAAGCAGGUUGUAGUUUCCAUGACAACCUGGCUGGCCAGAAAGGGGGGCAGGGGACUGCAGAGGAAAUUUUCCACAUCAGCAGGAAGGAACAGAGGUGUGUCACAAACGAAAGAAAGGAACGGCCCUGGGGAAGAAGGAACAGCCCUGGAGA